Penicillium angulare is the source of this 381-nucleotide messenger RNA. RefSeq lists its product as uncharacterized. Bases 1 to 381 code for a protein of 126 amino acids. Lineage: Eukaryota; Fungi; Ascomycota; Eurotiomycetes; Eurotiales; Aspergillaceae. The transcript is spliced from 2 exons. The record is from RefSeq and is a predicted model, not a curated record.
AUGAAUGGAGGCCCAGCCUUGGCGGCGCCACCGGACUUCACAACCCUACAUGGAGAGAGGAUCUUUCUUCGCGGUUUCCGCUCUGGUCUAUCAUGGGGAUCGGCCUUUAUUAAGACCGAUCUAUUGAACGGCACUGUGCGACAGAUUGCAACGGUUGAAUACUGCGUGACCGCGCCUGGGUCCGGAACUGUAUUUGCGGCGCCUGGAGACUCCGGGUCCUUGGUCUACCACCCCGCAACGGGGGUUGUUCGAGGGAUGCUUUUCGCUGGAACAUUCGAUGGAGUCGGUUAUUUUACGCGGAUCGACUAUCUUUUCGAUGAUAUCAAGGCUAAGGCUAGGGUGGCCGACAUCCGGCUAUAUGUAGAAUAUUCUCCUGAGUGA